GAUAUCAUCACAUAAGAGAAAGAAGAGCAAUUUCAUCGGUAUGUCUCAGUUUUUCUACACCAUGAAGAAAUGUUGUAGUAAAUGAAAAAGAUCUGUCAGGAUGAAUGUUUAGACUUAAACUGCAAGAAGUUAAUGUGUAAAACUGCAGACAUAUAUAAUGUAAUUAUAAAUGUGUUGUGAAUGGCAAUGGCCGAAGUGUUUAUCAGUAGGAAAAGCUGUAAAACCUGUGAAAAUAUAGUUAAAAGUCCGAAAUUUAUGAACUGAUGGUUACUUUUUCCCUAAGCCUUAUUAGAUAGCGAAAGUAUUUGCUAUCUGCUAUAUGAGCCUUGAUUUUCAGGAUUUUAAGAAAAUCCUACACAUAUCCUAUACAAAUGCAAAUAAAAAAUAGUUUUACUGACUUUGAGCUCUGGGGUCUAUACUUUCAGUCUAGUCUUUUCACAGUUUCUUUAUUUAUUGUUGAUACUCAAUAAUUUGAUUAGUACUUAAAUGAUUAAGAUACAACAUUUUGAAUCAUUUCAGAUUUCAUUGGUAUUGCACAGGACUGUAAUUGCUUGGGAGUAUACAGGUAUCGGCCUGUACUGGACUGAGUUGUGCUCUCAUGAAGGAACUGCUUGAGAAACCGCGUCGAUGCAGAAUCUAAAAUUAGCUCUUCUAAUGACACCACGUAGAAAUGUGUGCAAACCGAAGACAGCACUGAAUAUAGUCCAGAUUAUCUAAUCCUGAUCCAGUUACUUGAUCAAGUGUUCAUGUCUGAAGACAGCAAUGGCACAAUGUCCAGCUGUGUGGGUUUUGCAGACACAAGUCGAAACAAUUCAGCAACAUUAUUACUCCAUCGUCACUGUUAUGCAGCGAUAUUGGUCUGUGGCAGAGCAGAUACUGUGGAUUUAUGGCUUUAGAACCAAAGACAGAUAAAAUUACUUCAUGAAUGCUUUUGACUGGUAAAGUUCUAGCUGGGCUUUGGUGGGGAAAAAAGUCUCAUGUCGCUUAUUAUUAUGAUGCAACAAAUCACAAUCAAGUGCCUGAAUUUGAUGAACAAUAACAUGUUGAACUGACAGCAAUUUCAAAGCACUAAUGCAUUUGUAAUUGUUACAAAACAGUGUGGAUUCCAAAAUUUUGCAGUUAGAUCACUUUGCCACUAGAUGGCGAUAUAUAAGCAUGAGAGGAGUGGAUGUGUUUUUAGUGGUAUCUUGUUUCUUGGGUUAAAGCCAGUAGUCCUAGGAUGCUGAUUAUACUGUGGGAGUAAUCAACUUCACUUAUGUUUCUUAUAUUUGGAGAAUUCCCAGGAAGAAUACAAGGUACACAUCAUUAAAGCUGUGUGGACUGUGAUGUGAUAAGCCUGAAAAACACUGGCUGAGAUGCUGUUUUUAACUCGGAUUGCCCCAAAGUGAUUGCUGUGGCACAUGCAUGUCCUUCAGGGUGUAAAGUUAGACAAACUUUGUUUGUACGUUGUAUCAAAAGAGAGCAAAGGGCCGGUCACAUCACCGCCACGCCAAGGCACACAAUGCCUAGUGCAGUGUAAGCAGUUGGGUGAGCAGAGAGCCAGGGCUGUGGUGUGUGGAAAAUGCUAGUGGAGGCAGACAAUGCAGAGGUCCGAGGCCUGACCAGCCCUCAGAGGGACAGGGGUCGCCUCACUGCGACAACAGCCCCUGUCUCCCUCCCUUCUUUUUCUUUUUGUGAGCUGCCACAGGAUGGGCUCAGGGAGGACGGUGAAGUUUGCCCUGUGCGAGGUGCUGCAGUUUGCAGGCCUGUGCGUGCCACUCUUCAUCGUCAUGCAGAGGUUUGCCGUCAUCGUUGCAAAGGUCAAAACAUCAGCACAACCCCCCGGAGACGGCAGCACUGCCUACUGGUUGAUCGUGGCCUCCUCUAUUGCCUAUGUGACCUCCACUGCCCUGCUGGUCUGGGUACCCCUGAAGUAUAUGGUCUUCAUGAAGAAGAAAUUUCUCAUAGGGAGGAAGAAGUGGAGGCCAGUGACCCUUGUUUAUGUGAUCCUAUCCACAUUACCCUGCUUUGCCUUUCUCAUUGCCAGCUCUGAGGUUCAGAUAAAUAACAACCUGAAACAUGAUACAUUCACUGAGCUCCCCGUGUCACUAGUCCUCUUCUCACUCAUCUGCAUUGACGUUGUGGAGAGGAUACGGCACUGCAGGCUGACCGGCCAGGCUAAUGACACCGAAAGAGAUGCUGACAUCCCCUCCACUGUCCUCACACAUGUGGAACAGGUAGCACCAGUAACACCUAUCACCCCAGCUGUGCCAGGGCCAGCUGUGCCCAGGCAAGGUGUGCCCACUCCUAUGCAACCAGGAGCAAACCAGCUCAAUGACAGGAACCAGAACGGAGCAGGAGCUCGACCAGAGACCAAUGGGACCCUACCGGGCAUACCAGGUAACAAUGGGAGGCCAUAUGGCAUGUCUGGAUUGAAUCAACCAUCAGGAAGCACCACACCGUACCACAUAUCUCCCUAUGCAUACACUGGGCCUCUGAGAUUCCUGUGUGCUACUGAUGCCCGUGCAGACGUGUUUGUGGACAGCUUUAUGUUCUGGAUGGAUACGGUGGAGAUGGUGAGAGUGGCAGGACAUCCUCUGGUCUACUACUCAGGCUGGGUGUUUCCCAUCUAUAUCUUCAGCUACCUGUCAUGCUUGCGUGUGGUGGUCAUGCCCCACAGCCCACUGCUUUCCUCCCUAGGAGUAGCCCUGCAGGAUUUACCCUUCUUCUUUGUGCGUGUUGGCCUCAUUGCCUUCUUUGGCUUUGUCACGCCUGUCCUCUAUCUGAUGAAGAACUUGUUGGUCUCGCUGGCCUUCAUCUACUUCAACUUUAUGACCAAGUUGAAGGUCUUCAACACAGAGAGGAUGUUUUUUUGAGACCAGCAUUCAAGGGCAAACAACCUUUUCCUUAUUUUCUGCCAUAUAUACACUAAAUACUGUCACAACAGUGGGUGCUCAUUUUAAACAGCCAAAUUUGUAGAUGAUGGCUUCAGACUGCUCUAAACACUCUGUUUCAGACAGCUUUAUGUCUUCUAUGGCUCUCCAUGGCAUUAUAUGAUCAUCUCAGGCACUUAGCUUUGCCUGUGAGCACAGAAGCCCCACCUACAUGCUGUUUAAACCUUUGGUUUAUAAAGGGCAGCCAAUCAAAAGGAAACUGGCUAAACAAAGACUGAAAUGAGAUUUGUUUCUGAACCAUGUGUCAUGCACAGCUACUCAACUGCCUUAAAAGGGGUGGUUAAAGCAAAGGUUUGACACAAACACAGAAUGUAUUGAUUCAGAUAGUGGCUGCACCGGCACUUCUUAAAACGAGUCAAGUAAUAGGUUAAGUACUAAAAGAACAAAAGGACUUCUCAAGUAGUUAUUGCCAAGAGAGUUCAUACCAGAUGUUUACACCAAAUAACAAACCGGGCAUUGAAUAUAUGAUGUUUUAGUGAGGAGUAGAAGAACAAUAUGUAAUAUGUUCAUCAAAUCUGGCAUCACGCUUAAUAAAAACCUGUUUAACUAGAAGACAAUUAUUGAAAAAGCUCAGAAAAAAUCUAGCUCAAAUGUUCAAAUUUAUAAGACUGAGAUUAAUAUAUUGUAAUUUUCAAGCAUUUUUCUAGAUUGUGAUGCCACAGUGAUUUUCUAUUAUUACACCUAGGUUUUAAUGGUACAAAUGGCACUUAAACCUUGGUAUUUUUUAAGAUAACAUAAUAUUGAAUAACUUACGAAAACGUUCAUUCUCAGACUUCAUGAUGGAUUCACAAUUCACAGCUGGUGCAGUCAAACCAAGUAUGAAUUUGUGCAUGUGACAAAAUGCAUGAUGGUAAUUUUCACAGGCCAAAAGGGAGCUCUUAGGCAAUGGAAACUACAUGUCGAGUGACUAUUGUCAUGUUAUGUCCAAAUAUACUUUUUUUUAAACCAAGAAUGGCACUUUGGUAAUGUACCUGUAAUGUAAUGAUUUUUCUACAAUCAGAAAGUGCGGUGAAUAUGUAAAAGCAUAAAUUCAUGUUGUUUAUAUUAGGGUUUUUUUUUUUUUUUUGCUAAGUUUCUAUACAAAAAGAAAAACUGGUGUGAGAUUGUGUCACUGAUACAUAUAUUUUGGUCAACUUAAUAAAGAAACUCAUAAAAUAUGUUGCAACUUUGACUUGUGGGAUAUUUUUUUAUGCAGACAAAAUUCACUGGCACUGAUCCCCCAUGUAUGUUUUUAGGAAUAAAUGCUUAAAUGUU
Oreochromis niloticus (Nile tilapia) is the source of this 4187-nucleotide messenger RNA. Its product is annotated as transmembrane protein 236. The coding region runs from base 1689 to 2855 and encodes 388 amino acids. The record is from RefSeq and is a predicted model, not a curated record. The transcript has 4 exons. NCBI's taxonomy places the organism in Eukaryota, Metazoa, Chordata, Actinopteri, Cichliformes, Cichlidae.